This is a messenger RNA of Micropterus dolomieu (smallmouth bass), 2039 nucleotides long. It is a transcript of the gene elavl1a, whose product is annotated as ELAV like RNA binding protein 1a. The transcript is spliced from 7 exons. Lineage: Eukaryota; Metazoa; Chordata; Actinopteri; Centrarchiformes; Centrarchidae. Gene Ontology annotation, molecular function: RNA binding. The coding region runs from base 159 to 1205 and encodes 348 amino acids. Gene Ontology annotation, cellular component: ribonucleoprotein complex. The record is from RefSeq and is a predicted model, not a curated record.
UGGUGGGAUUCGUCACGUAGCUCCUUCAUCGGCUUCUUCGCUACGUGUGGCCGACUUGGAGGGAAGGGAUUGUCACCAAGAAAGGGAAAAACAGGAGAAAAGAGCAGAAACAAUAAACUACCCCCUAAAAGCUGCCUCAGGAGCAGUGAAGUGUCUUCAUGGCAGUUCGUCGAGGACACAUUAAGUACUUGAAAGCCGACCUGCAGGAGGUGUAUGACAUGUCUAACGGUUAUGAAGACCACAUGGGAGGGGACGAGGGGAAGGACGCCAAGACCAACCUGAUAGUGAACUACCUGCCUCAGAGCAUGACACAGGAUGAGCUGCGGAGCCUCUUCAGCAGCAUCGGAGAGGUGGAGUCUGCCAAGCUGAUUCGAGACAAAGUCGCAGGCCACAGUUUAGGGUACGGAUUUGUUAACUAUCUUAACCCUAGUGAUGCAGACAGAGCUAUCAGUACACUGAAUGGACUAAGGCUACAGUCCAAAACUAUCAAGGUUUCAUACGCACGACCCAGCUCUGAUACAAUAAAGGAUGCCAACCUAUAUAUCAGCGGCCUGCCAAAGUCCAUGACCCAGAAGGAUGUGGAGGACAUGUUUUCACGUUAUGGACAUAUCAUUAACUCUCGAGUACUUGUUGAUCAGGCUACAGGUAUGACAGGCGGGUCCCGCGGGGUGGCCUUUAUCCGGUUUGACAAACGGGCAGAGGCAGAAGAUGCCGUCAAAAAUCUUAAUGGCCAAAAACCACCUGGAGCCUCUGAGCCAAUCACCGUGAAAUUUGCUGCCAACCCAAACCAGGCGAAGAACACGCAGCUCAUCUCUCAGCUCUACCACAACCAGUCCCGACGCUUCGGGGGGCCCUUACACCACCAGGCACAGCGGUUUAGGUUCUCUCCCAUGGGUGUUGAUCACAUGGGCAGCAUGGGAGGCGUCAGUGUCCCUGGGAACGCCACUUCCGGCUGGUGCAUCUUCAUCUACAACCUGGGCCAAGACGCCGACGAGAGCAUCCUUUGGCAGAUGUUCGGCCCCUUCGGCGCCGUCACCAAUGUCAAGGUGAUCCGUGACUUCAACACCAACAAGUGCAAGGGCUUCGGCUUCGUUACCAUGACUAACUACGAGGAGGCGGCCAUGGCCAUCGCAAGUCUGAACGGCUACCGGCUCGGAGACAAGAUACUGCAAGUGUCCUUCAAGACCAGCAAGGGCCACAAGUAGAAAGAUCUGGACAAUCUGGUGUAGAGGAGAGAUGGAAGUGACCUGCUUCAGACUUUUAUUGCAGUUUGCAAAGUCUGACACAUCUGUCUGGGUUUUAGUGUAUUCAGAAUUAAGUGAGAUGUUCACUCUCCUGCCCCUUUGUACUCAUUGUACCUGUUUUUUCCUUCUUUAUACUCAUGCUUGUGGCUUGAGGACACAGUAGUUUUAAUUUUAAGGGAGGUGAUGGAGAGGGAAAAAUCCCAUGAAGCCCCUCCCCUCAAGAUAUCUCUUGAAAAUUAUCUAAAAAGCUAAAAUACUGUCUGUAUGUGUUGCAUGUAUAACUGUAGGGACUAUAUAAAGGAGAAUGGCAAAUGGUUCUUAGCAGUGCACUGAAAAUAUGGAGCAUAAGGAAAUCCCUGCAAAUUGUUCUCCAAGUGUUGAUAUUUUAGUGGAUGGUUUAGUGUAAAGAAAAUGUUGCCCGUAGCCAGUGGUUGUUUCAUUUUUGGAAAAGCAUCGCUCUGUUCUGGAUCCUUGUUAUAAGUAGAAAUAGAUGCCUUAAAUUAUCAUCCAGUGGACACACAGACCUAAAAUACCACUUACUGUCUAAAGUCAGUCUAAGAGCAAAGCACUUUUAACCAAUCUGUUUUAGGUUCAUAUGAGGAUCAGUCUUUUUGAUGUUAAUCUAUGACAUUUGCUCACCCUCGUACCAGGAUAACACUUUUAAACAUGACGAGCUCUGGAGGGAAAUGUUGCUGUUUAGAUGUCCCUGUGUAAACUGUCUUUUUAUUAUAAGUUGUAUUUCAGAAUAGUCCUGUUGAAUAUGAACACCAGUCAAUGAGUAGGGAAUUAAGAUGG